AGACAAUCGAGGAAAGGGAGGAUGGAAAUGUCCUGCCCGAUCUAACAGUAACAGUACUGGAAAACAGCGGAGCAUUCCACAGUUAUUCAUCGGUUGACCGAGUGAUCUGUCGCAAGUUCAGGAAGAUUCAGCUUAUUUCUUUCAACGUAUACCCUAGUUGUUGAGCAACCUUCUUUGACCGCAGUGACUUCCAACUUCAACCGGCAUCUCAUCGAAAACUAGACAACACUGCGACAUCAAGAUGCACAGCAAACCGGUAAAGAUGGAAGAGUCGUCGGGUUCAGCAAAGAUGGAACGGUCGUCGGGUUCGGCAAAACCCCCGAUAGCAGUUGUUGGCAUUGGAUGCCGCAUGCCUGGAGGUGUCAACUCCCCAGAAGCAUUCUGGGAUGCCUUGGUACGGGGUGACGACAUGAUUAGUGAGGUACCUCCAGAUAGAUGGUCCUUGGAAACCUUCCAUGAUCCUGACCAGUCCAACCAUAGUAAGAUGGUGACUAAGCGAUGUGGCUUCAUCCAUGGCAUAGACAAGUUUGACAACACCUUCUUCAAGAUUUCACCUCGUGAGGCUAGCUCUAUGGACCCCCAGCAGCGCCACAUCCUUGAGGUUACCUACGAAGCCUUUGAGGAUGCAGGCAUCAUCCCAAGCACCUUGAGAGAAUCUUGCGGUGUCUACAUCGGUGUUGGCAUGAUGGAUUACCCAAUUAUGCUGAUGGAGACAUCACUCAUCAACCCCUACACUCACACCGGUAUUGCACAUUCUGCCGUCGCCAAUCGCAUCUCCUACGCCUUCGACCUCCGCGGCCCCUCCUAUGCUGUAGACACCGCCUGUGCCUCGUCUAUGACAGCUAUGCACAGUGCCUGCAAUGCUAUCUGGGACGGCGAGUGUACAACUGCUGUUGCUGGAGGUUGCAACAGUCUACUCAUCCCUGAGUUUACGGUUGGUUUCAGUGCUCUGGGCGUUCUGUCACCUGAAGGAAAGUGUUGUCCAUUCUCUGACACGGCCAAGGGCUACGUAAGAAGCGAAGGAUGGGGCGUCUUCAUCCUAAAACCACUUCACAUGGCACUGGCAGACAACGACCAUAUCUAUUCCGUCAUCCGAGGAAGUGCCAUCGCAGCAAAUGGUUUCAGCAAGAGUCUCACUAUGCCCUCAGCUCCCGCCCAAGAGAUGGUGAUGAAGAAUGCAUAUGCACGCUCAGGAGUUCCACUAUCUUCUGUUCAGUACGUGGAGGCUCACGGGACUGGGACUCCUGUAGGCGAUCCCAUCGAAGCAGGUGCUAUCGGGCGUACCUUUGGCCAACUCAAGGAUACCCCAGUCAAAAUAGGAUCUGUGAAGAGCAACUUCGGGCACAGCGAGUGUGCUGCUGGGAUCACAGCUGCCAUUAAAGUGGCUCUCAUGUUGGAGAAGAAUAUGCUGGUUCCUACCAUCAACUUUUCCAAUGCCAACCCUAAUAUUGACCUUCAAGAACUCAACCUCGAAGUCCAGACAAAACUGGAGCAAUUGGACACCAACCCUGGUGACACAGAUGACACCUACACAGUUGGCCUAAAUAGCUUUGGCUUCGCCGGCGCAGUUGCUCACAUGAUCUUCCAGAAGAGGCCGAAAACAGACAAAAGCACCGUGCAGACGGCAUCGGCUGGCUGGAAGUUGGGUGGCGAUAGUGUUGGACGCCCAAUAAUCCUGCCGCUGUCUGCAAAAUCUGGAGAGGCUCUGAACGAUCUUGCCAAGAAGUGGUUGGAGUUCAACUGCGACAGUGAUGCCCUAAGCAUGACUUCAUGGCAGGCAACUCGGAGGGACCAUCAUACGUACCGAAUGACAGUAAUUGCUGACUCUACAGCCUCCUUUAGAGAGAGCAUCGGGGGAUUUCUGGAAGGGUCUGGAUCGGAAGCUGUUGUGACUGGCACAGCUCCCCAGGUUAAGCCAACGGUCUGCUUCGUUUUCCCUGGCCAAGGGCAGCAGUGGGAGGACAUGGGCCGCAAACUCUACAGAGAUGAGAUGGUUUUCAGGGACACCAUUAAUACUUGUGAUCAGAUCUUCAAAAAGAUGUCUGGAUGGUCCUUGCUUGAUAACUGUGGCUUAUUCAACAGCCAUCCAAUCAAUCCAGACAUCUCUUCCUAUACAUCUGUAAACAAUGCACUCGGUCAAGUACAAGUCAUUCAGCCUGCCAUCAUGUUCAUCCAGGUCGCACUCUAUCAUCUAUGGAGGCACUGGGGAGUGCAUCCUGACGUUGUUGUGGGACACAGCCUUGGUGAGAUCUCUGCAGCCUAUGCAAGUGGUGGCCUGACGCUAGAGGAAGCCGUGGCUGUCAUCUAUCACCGAAGCCACGAACAAGCAAAGCAAGAGGGAACAGGUAGAAUGGCUGCACUGCGAGCCACCAAAGAACAGGCAGAGAAGAUCUGUCGGGAGUACCAGAAUCUCUACAUAGCAGCAGUUAAUGCACCUGGUGCAAUCACUUUAGCUGGCAACAGAGAUGUCAUAGCUGCUGUGGUUGAGCAAAAUCCUGGAAAGGCCAAGCAGCUCCGGGUGACUUGUGCUUUUCACACUCCGGAGAUGGAUCCAAUCAAGGAGCCAUUUUCCAAAGCCAUGGAAGGUGUUGUCAAGAGUGAACCUGGAAAGAGAGAUGUACCCUACUACUCCACCGUGACUGGCGAAUACUACGACGGCAGUUUUGGCACUGACUACUGGUGGAGCAACAUCCGAGGUGCAGUACUCUUUCAGCCUGCAAUUGAAGCUGUUCUGCAGGAGAUAAAGGCAGAUGUCUUCCUUGAGGUUGCUGCCUCAAAUACACUGUUGUCCUCGGUAAAACAGAUUGCCCGUGGCUUGGAUCCCAAACACCCACCUGUCACUGUCAACUCGAGCCUGCGAGACAAAGAUGAUCUGCAGAGUAUCCAAAGAGCAGCUGGAACCCUCUAUACAAAUGGAGUUCCUCUAAACUGGGCAACAAUCACUCAUGAAUCAGCUGAGUGGGCACCGCUUCCAACGUAUCCAUGGCAGCACCAGUCUUUCUGGUUGGAGACAGAGGAGAGACAGAAGCGUCGCCUUGGUUUGGAUGAUCGUACCUUCAAAGGACAGAGUGGUAACCUCUCCCUAGAGAUGUUCCCCUUCUUGGCUGAUCAUGUUGUGGGUGAGAGAAUCGUAUUCCCUGGAGCUGGCUACAUUGAGUACAUGACACAGAUGAGUUUUGUGGAAACUGAAAAGCCGGCUCUAAAGAACAUGAACUUCACACGUGUCCUGCCAUGGCCUGAAGACUCAGACUCCAAGAAGUGCACCCUGAAACUUGGGCUCGUGAAAGAUGGGGCAGCAAUGCAGGUUACCUGUGAUGGAAAUCUACACAGCAACGCUCAGAUUGUUGUCUCCAGCAAAACAGAUGUGGAAGAGUGUCUUCCUCUUGCGGAAAUUAAAGAGAGGUGCUCUACUGAAGUCAUUGGUGAGGAGUUUUAUUCUAGGCUCCAAGACGUAGGUCUCAGCUACGGACCUGCUUUCCAGAUGGUGGAGAAGAUGUUCCUAGGUGAUGGCGAGGCGCUUGCUGUUCUGCAUGCAGUUCCUAACAACAAGCAGAGAGUUCAAGUGGCUCAUCUGGAUGCAACUUUCCAACUGGCUUUGUCUGCUGUGGGUUCAAAAAGUGCAAUGUACCUUCCAGUGCACAUAGAUUACUUCGAGUUAUCCAAAGAGGCUAUUCCAUCAGGACAACCCAUUAUCGCCUACACCAGAAUUAUCGACUGUGACAGUAUGAUCCUCACAGCAGAUAUCACCAUGGCUUCUGAACAAGGCAACAUCUUGGCAACUUUGAAGGGCUUCCGGGCGCAGAACUUCAAUGGCAACCAGUCAGACGUACCUAUCGAAUCAUGCAUCUACACUACACACUGGCAACCAGCAACGGCCAAGUCACUGCCAACAUCAGUUCUGAACGACGUAUUUGAUGAAGGCAAUCUGCGUGAGCAAUAUGGGGAUGAGAUGGACGCUCUUGCUCGAACAGAAGAGGUAAUUGAUGACAUUGAGGGGGUGUGUGUGUCGUACAUCCGAAAUGCCCUGAACACAGUUCCACCUGCCGAAAGGGCACAGGGUAAGAGCUACACUAAGUACAUCAACCGAUUCCAAGCCAUCGCUGAAAAUGCUACUAGCAAAAUAAUCGACUACAAAGAUAUUCCGGCAGUGUUGGAAAAGAUCAUCGGACAUGUUCCUGAGUUAGACUCAGAGGUUAGCCUAAUUAAGAGUCUUGGUGGGGCUUUGCCUGACACUCUUCGUGACCCACAGGUUGCAGUUCCUCUCAUGUUUUGUGCUGAAGGACUGGACCGGUACUUCUAUGAUUCACUCAGCACACGAAUCUACUACAAAGCUGGAGCUGAAGCAGUUGUCAGGGCUGUCCAAGAAGCUGCUAAGCACAAGAAGGUUGUCCGAGUUCUGGAACUUGGAGCUAGGAUUGGAGGUUUGACUCGCUUCAUCGUUGAUCCACUGAAGGAUUUGGGGACUGAGAAAAAGAUGGAGUAUGUAUUCACCGAUGUGAGUGCCACCUUCUUCCAGCAAGCUCAGGGGAAUCUCCAAGAAUUCCCGUUCGUCCAGUACAAACAGCUAGAUAUUGAGAAAGAUAUCAGAGACCAAGGGUUUGUUCCUGGCAGUUUUGAUGUUGUAUUCUGCCUGGACACCCUACAUGCAGCGGUUGAUGUUCAGCGAAGCACGGCUUUCAUGACUGACCUACUCAGUGCUGAUGGGCUUAUUUUCAUCAUGGAGGGAACCAACACACACUACCUGACUGAACUUUGGUUUGGGGCCCUGGAUGUAUGUUGGGUGUUUGAUGACUUCCGAAAGGAGCGUUGCUGGCUGCAUCACCAGGGCUGGUUAGACACCAUGGACAAGGUUGGCUUGAAAGAUAUCUCAUCGGCGUCCUCACCAAACGAGUUUCUCCACUCUGUGUUUGUUGGAAGAAAGCCUUCAAUUUCAGAACGGGUUCAAAGAAGAAUAAUCCAGCAAGAAAAGCUCUUCAUAGUACGAGAUGGCAACAACAUGUUCUCGUCCGAGUUCCUUCCUCACUACCACGGUGAGGUCAUGAUUAGCAAUUUCUCUGAGGCUAAGUCUCUUGAUCGAGUGUUCAGUGAGCAUACUGAUCCACCAAUAGAGUUGAUGUACAUCUACAGUGAAGAAGACUCCAAGCUUUACGCCAUGUUGAAAAUUUUCCAGGCAGUUGAGUCAUACCCAGAGGUUGUCAAGCGGAUGUGGGUUGUGACAAGGGGAGGAAACAUGGAUUCAUCUCUUCCGAAUGGUUCUCUGGCUGUUGGCUUGACCCGGGCUGUCAGCAAUCAGAUUCCAGGUGUGCCUAUUUUCUCAGUAGACUUUGACCCCCAAAACUCUCUUGGAGAAAAUGUCCAUGAAAUGAUCAAGCUGAUGAAUGACCACGAUCUUGGUGAGCGAGAGCUUGUGAUCCGAGGGAGAGAGAGGUUCGUUCCCCGGGUAAUGCAUCAAGACUUGAACACUAAAAACAAGAUCCAGUCUGUGGAGUGGCGUGUGGAGCAGGAUUUAAGAAGUCAAGUAGGUAAAGGGGCUUCCGUUGAUGAUCUUGCCUUUCACGAUGUCCGUGAUUUUGAAGUCACACCAGGCCAUGUCAAGAUUAGAGUCAAGGCCGCUCCUCUCAAUUUCAAAGAUGUCAUGAUGGCACUUGGUCUUCUCGAGGGUUUGGAGAGUGAGACACACCCAUCCUUUGGUCUUGAGUGUGCUGGAGUAGUCGAAGAAGUUGCAUCGGGAGUACAUGGCUUGAAAAUUGAUGAUGAGGUAAUUGCAUUCGGGAAAAGCUGCUUUGGUCGCCAUGCCAUCUGUGAUGGAAGGUUGACUGUCUUGAAACCAGAAAAUCUCAGCUUCGUAGACAGCUCUAGUAUUGGUGUGGUUUUUGUGACUGCGUACCUCUGCCUGGUGGAACGAGCUAAUCUGCAAAAGGAUGAAACUGUCUUGAUUCACUCAGCUUGUGGGGGAGUCGGUCUUGCGGCCAUUCAGAUUGCACAAAUGAUUGGAGCCAAGAUCAUAUGCACUGCAGGUACACAGGAGAAGAGGAACUAUCUACAGAAGCAGCUUGGCAUUGAGAUGGUCAGCGACUCCAGAUCUUCCCGUUUCUAUGAUGACAUCAUGGAGUGGACCAAUGGUAAGGGAGUAGAUGUGGUCUUGAACUCGUUGUCGGGUAAACUGCUUCACACAGGAAUAUCCCUUCUGGGUCCAGGAGGACGAUUUUGUGAGAUCGGCAAGAGGGACAUCCUGCAGAGCUCUAGUCUAAGUAUGGGGUUCUUUCUGGAGAACAAGGUCUUCAAUUCCUGCCAAGUAGAUGUCUUGAUGAAGCAAAGUCCAGUAGUAGUGAAGAAAAUAAUGCAGAAGGUCGUUAGUCUGUUUGAAAAUGAGAAGCUGAAGCCUAUUCCAGUUACAGUCCAUCCUAUCAAGGAACUAAAAGAAACAUUCCGAAUGAUGUCUAAGGGUGCGCACAUCGGUAAGAUGGUCUUUGAAGUGGCAGAAGAUUUCCAACCAAAGGAGCUACAGCCAUCAUUGAACCAGUUCAGAUCUAAUGCUGCCUACAUAAUCACUGGUGGGUUCGGUGGCAUCGGACAGGCUCUCUCCAGAUGGCUAUGCCAGAAUGGUGCCAAACACAUGGUGCUCAUCUCACGAAGAGGAGCUCAGACAGCAGCUGCCAAGAGAACAGUGAACUACCUGAAACGCAACAAGGUUAACCUCUACGAGUUUUCACUUGACAUAUCCAACAAAAACAGCGUAGCAGCGAUGUUGGACAAGCUUCGAGAUGACAAGCAAGUCCCUCCACUCAGAGGCAUCUUCCACCUAGCAGGAGUCAUCGAGGAGGAAGAUCUAUCGGAGAUAACAUUUGAUCAGAUGGCACGAAUCCUUGGUGCCAAAGCAACAGGGGCUAGAAUCCUCCAUGAGCUGACACAGGAUGACAAACUGGACAUCUUCUUCAUGCUGUCUUCAAUCUCCACAACCUGGGGUCAUCAAGCACAGCCUGUCUACUGCGCCGCUAAUGCAUACCUUGACGCUUUGGCUGAGAAGCGACAAAGAAGCGGACUACCUGCAUUGUCGGUUCAAUUAGCUCCCAUUAAAGGAGCUGGGUACUUGGAGGACAAGGAGGAGACUGUCAAGGUUCUAGCCAUGAAGGGGAAGCACCAGCUGUACGUGGAUGAGUUCCUUGGCGUAUUGGGUCAGCUGCUGCCACGGAAGGAUCUGCCAUGCGUCUGCCUAGCAAACCAGGACUGGGGAGCCACACAACAAUUCUGCUACAAACACAUGCUGAAAUUCCACCACCUAGCAGCCCACAACUCCAAGUCCUCAAGUGGAGAGGCUUGUUGCCUUGACUCUGCCGACUUGGAAGCCAGCGUCAAAUCCAAGAUGGCUGAACUUCUGUGCAUGCAGGAGGAAUCCAUUGACGUCAGCCAGCCCAUGGUAAACUACGGCGUGGACUCACUGGUUGCCCUGGAGAUGGUGAACUGGGCGACCAACCAGCUGGGAGUGACCAUCUCUCAGCUGGAUAUCUUAGGAGGCAUAACUACAGCCGCUUUGCUGGAAAAGGCCGUGGAAGCAAACUAAACUGUGUCAAUUAGGG
Messenger RNA from Patiria miniata (bat star), 7577 nucleotides. Its product is annotated as highly reducing polyketide synthase azaB-like. Gene Ontology annotation, molecular function: fatty acid synthase activity; phosphopantetheine binding; 3-oxoacyl-[acyl-carrier-protein] synthase activity. Gene Ontology annotation, biological process: fatty acid biosynthetic process. The record is from RefSeq and is a predicted model, not a curated record. Bases 242 to 7561 code for a protein of 2439 amino acids. The transcript has 6 exons. Lineage: Eukaryota; Metazoa; Echinodermata; Asteroidea; Valvatida; Asterinidae.